Molecule: messenger RNA, 748 nt
Organism: Umbelopsis ramanniana AG
Lineage: Eukaryota; Fungi; Mucoromycota; Umbelopsidomycetes; Umbelopsidales; Umbelopsidaceae
Exons: 5
Coding region: 33-545 (170 amino acids)
Biological process (GO): intracellular sterol transport
Molecular function (GO): sterol binding
Source: RefSeq, a predicted model, not a curated record
CCUUAUCACUGUUACCCGUACUCUAAACGACCAUGCGUUCCAUUCUUCUACUAUCAUUGUUUGCAGCUGCUGCUAAUGCAGCGGUCCUUCCUGCAUUCCGAGUUCAAGAAAUUGGUCAAACUUUGUCGACCGAUUUGAUUACCAAUUGCGGUGACGAACAUGACAUUUUGAGUAUCGAUUAUAUCAAUUUGACACCCGAUCCUCCGGUCAAGGGUCAGCCUCUCGAUAUCGAAUUCAAGGGCUGGUUAAGUGAGCAAGUUGAAAAUGGAUCUUACAUCGAUUUGACGGUUAAAUUUGGAGUUGUUAAACUUCUACAAAAGCGUCUCGAUUUGUGCGAUCAAGCUAAGGAGAUCGAUACUCAGUGCCCUAUUGCUGCCGGAGAGUUUACCUUCACUAAAUCCGUUGAUCUUCCUAAUGAGAUUCCCGGGGGAAAAUACACUGUAAAUGCAAAGAUUAUGACCCCAGAUGAACGACAGAUUACUUGCUUGAACGGUGUUACUACCUUCCCUCGUCAAAGGAUUAGUUUUGCUGGAUUGUUCGAUUAAAUCAGCCCACUUCACAGCCUCGAAUUGACGGUUUUUACCCAAAGAGGUGUAUAACUUUUUGCUCUUAUCAGAAGACAUAUAGUGCCAGCUUUCUUUUUACUUUUUAAAUUUUAUUGUAUUAUUUUUAUGUUUGUUUUGAGAGUUAUCCCGUUUCACAACCCCAUAAACUUGAAUGAAAGAAAGGCUCUUUUUUGAUUGUUUUG